Molecule: messenger RNA, 944 nt
Organism: Pseudovirgaria hyperparasitica
Lineage: Eukaryota; Fungi; Ascomycota; Dothideomycetes; Acrospermales; Acrospermaceae
Exons: 3
Coding region: 105-848 (247 amino acids)
Source: RefSeq, a predicted model, not a curated record
AUACAAAUAUACUUGAGACUCAUGAUGCAAACGAGGCACCAAGCUCUCAAUUGCAUAUCCGCAAUUCAAACCCAGCUCUAUAUAUCCAAUUACCUUUAUAAGCAAUGAUUCAGCGCAGCAUACUGCGGCCCAUUGUGGCCACUAUACGGACUUCUUCGUUCCGAGCCCGAUACUCUAGCUCACCUACAAAACUUCAAGACAACCCAUAUAUCUUUGUGUUUCCCCUAUCAAACUCUACAAAUCUCCUAACGCUCCUUCCCACGAACCCCCCAACGCCAUCCCUUGCCCUCGGCCAUUGCACAUCCGCACGUCCCACACCUUCAACAUUUACCGAAAAUCCAGACGUCUUUCCCAUAAUCCAUGAGGUCCUCGCCGCUCAUGCUACAGAAGACCCUGUCGUUCGGUCUCAAGCCGCAAUGUUCGCAUCUCAAGCUGGGUCCGCGCUUGGCAAAGGCGGCAUGCUGUUUUCAAGGAGUCGCGCUUCCCAGCAACGGCAUGAGAACAUGAGGGGGCCAGGGAAGACAGGCAGGAAUGGAAGUGAUAGUGGCGGUGCAGGUGGUGCAAGUAAUCAAGGUGGCAUCGGCGGCGCGGGUAGAGGAGGCUUCGUGCACGUGAGUGACAUGCGCAACCCGCCUGAUUUUGGUCGAGUGGCGUGGCCAGAAGAUAUAUUUGGAAGCUUAGAGGUUGAUGGAACUGGAGAGUUCGUGGAUGGGACAGGGAGGUACCAAUCAAGUGGGACAUAUCGGAUGGUAACCAACGAGGGCAUAUUUGGGCUCCCCGAUACUCUGCGGAAGAAGCUGGUGGCGCGUUUAACAGAGCUGGAACAGCAGCUAGAGAGAAAGUCAUAAAGUUUUACAAGUCAAAAUCAUGAACAUUGAACGCUAUGACCAAGACGUGAGAGAUGCUGUUACAAUAUUGAAAAGGAUUAUAAAUCGUUCAGUGGG